This is a messenger RNA of Rotaria sp. Silwood2, 1182 nucleotides long. The record is from the annotation of a GenBank genome assembly. NCBI's taxonomy places the organism in Eukaryota, Metazoa, Rotifera, Eurotatoria, Philodinida, Philodinidae.
AUGACAACACGAAUAAAUGAUGUUUUACAAACAAUUCCACCGUUAUUUCCUCAAGUAACUGAACCGAUGGAUCUCGGGCAAUUUUUACCAUCACAACAAACGAAAUUAAGUGAUUUAUUAAAUAUAAAUUCAUUAAGUGAUUGCUUAUUAUCAUUAGCCAAAUUACCUGAUCAACAUGCUGUAUUAGUUCUUCAACCAGCUGUUGAAACAUUUUUUCUAGUUCAUGCUGCUGAUUUAGAUAAUGAAAAUGAAAAAACAAGUCGAAAGAAAAAAGAUCGUGAAACAUGUGAAGCUUUAUCGCAUUUAGAAUGUUUUAGUCCAGUAUCAACAACAAAACCUGAGGACCGAGGUGCACCUGAUGAACCUCUUACUCUACCUUCAGCAACAAACACAACAACACUAGCUGAUUCAUCAAUGUCAACACUUAUUGUACGUACUCCAACAUCACAAACAAUAUCAACAAAUGACUUACCAUUAGAUGCACAAAAAUUUGUUGAAUUGGCGCGUACACAUCGUACUGUAUUAAAUCAAAUCUUACGUCAAAAAAAUAUGGGCGGAGAAGAUUUAACUGUACAUGUUAGACGUAAUAAUGUAUUCGAAGAUUCAUAUAGAGAAUUAAGUCGACGUUCAUCGGAACGUUGGAAACAUAGAUUCUUUGUUGUAUUUGAUGGUGAAGAAGGACAAGAUGCUAAUGGUCUUUUACGUGAAUGGUAUUCAAUAAUAGCACGUUCAAUGUUUGAUCCAAAUUAUGCUUUAUUUAUGAUCAAUCCAGGUGAUCGUGUUACUUAUAUGCCUAAUCCAUUAUCACAUUGUAAUGCAAAUUAUUCUCAAUAUUUUAAAUUUAUUGGUCGUAUUAUAGCUAAAGCUAUAUUUGAUAAUAAAUAUAUGGAUUGUUAUUUUACACGAUCCUUUUAUAAACAUAUAUUAGGUGUACCUGUACGUUAUACGGAUAUGGAAUCAGUUGAUUCACAAUUUUAUAAAAGCUUAGUUAUGUUAUUCGAAAAUGGCAUACAUGAAUGGGAUUUAGGCUUAACAUUUUCAUUAGAUGCAUUUGAAUUUGGUGAAAAUAAAGUUAUUGAAUUAAUACCCAAUGGUUCAACUACUAUAGUUACAAAUGAGAAUAAACAUGAAUAUGUUAGACUUGUUUGUCAAGAAAAAAUGAUUGGAUCUAUUAAACAAUAA